Protopterus annectens (West African lungfish) is the source of this 1995-nucleotide messenger RNA. Its product is annotated as putative zinc finger protein 66. NCBI's taxonomy places the organism in Eukaryota, Metazoa, Chordata, Ceratodontiformes, Protopteridae. Gene Ontology annotation, biological process: negative regulation of transcription by RNA polymerase II. The record is from RefSeq and is a predicted model, not a curated record. The transcript has 4 exons. Gene Ontology annotation, molecular function: DNA-binding transcription repressor activity, RNA polymerase II-specific. Bases 130 to 1287 code for a protein of 385 amino acids.
UAGGAAGAUGUUUUUAAUUUGGAGAAAUACAUUAAACAACAAUUUGCAGAAUGUUACCAGUUUCUCCUAGACAAUGAACAACAACUCAUCCAGCAGCUGAAGAAUGAUGAAGCAAAUACUCUAAAACGGAUGGAAGGAAAUCUCAAGUGCAUUAAACAAGAGAUCGUUACCUACCUUGUGACAGACUCCGAUGGCAACUUGGAGGACAAGAUUAAAGAAGAGGACAGCCUGAAAAUAAUGGAAGAAAAUGUUAAAUCAGUUGAAAAUGAUGCUGUGGCCAUUAACAGCAUUAGUCACAGCAACAUGGAGAUCAGACAACCGGAACCUGUUGGUUUGCUAACAGUACCAGGAACUUUUGAAGAUGUCACUGUUACUUUCUCAGAAGAGGAGUGGAAAUUGUUAAGAAAACAAGAUAAGGAGCUGUACAGGGACGUGAUGGUACAGAACUACGAAACCUGUGUUUCUGUUGGAUACAAAAUUCCUCCAGAGAAGUUAUUACAGCUAUUUAAAGCACAUGAAGUUCUAAAGGAUAUUGUGACGGGAAUAAAUAUCAGGAAGCAGAAGGAUCAUUUUGAAGAUAACUUCAACAGUAUGAAAAGUACAGACUGCAAUGUGAAUUGCAGUCAACAGCCAACACUUGUGAGAUCACAGUUACAUGGCCCUACAAGGAGCCUCCAGCAGAGGUCUCAGCCUGGAAAGGACAUUGAUGAGGUUUAUGUCACUCGUGUACCACAACUUCCAUCAAAGCAUAACUGCCACCAAAACCCUGAAUGUGAUAAUGGAACACCUGCAACACAUUACGCAACAGAGCAUCUACCGCCACGUACUCAGCCAGUGAAGGUGUAUGAUGAGCUUUCUCUUACUCCUACUCCAAGACUUCACUCAGGACAUGGCUGCAGCAGGAGCUCUGAACAUGACACAACUAAGAGAUUAUAUACACAGAAAGAAACGCACAAAUGUGCUGAAUGCAAUAAGUCUUUCACACGGGCCAGUAGCCUGAAAAGGCAUCAAGUCAUUCACACAGGACUGAAACCAUAUAAAUGUACUGAAUGCAGUAAGUGUUUCACACAGCUAAGUAAUCUUCAGGAACAUUACAUCAUUCACACAGGCAUGAAACCACAUAAAUGUACCGAAUGUGGUAAGUCUUUCAUAUGGGCCUCUAAACUGAAAAGGCAUCAAGCCACUCAUACUGGAGCAAAAUCAUAUAAUUGUACCGAAUGCAGUAAGUGUUUCAGCAAACUCGGCAAUCUUCGACGGCAUUAUGUCAUUCACACAGAAGUGAAGUGAUAUGAAUGUACCGAAUUCGGUAAGUGUAUCACGUGUCAUUUAGUAAAUUAAUUGAUAGAAAGGGGGUAUCAUGAAGCUGAUGUAGCUCUGAAAUUAGAAGAGGUCGAUGACCUUAGACAGACUGUAGGUACACUUUCUUAUAUAGGAGAUCGGUGCACACCCGUAAUAACAUCAACAAUAGACCUAGGUGUGUUUUUUCUUUGACAUAUAGUAGUAAUGUUAACUCUGUCUGCGAAGUUGUUAAAUGUAAUUGGUCUGUCUUACGUUCAGAUGACACUAUUUGAGGGAUAGUUGGUUAGGCCCCUAGUUUUAUUUUUAGAAACAAUCUUACAUUAAAAAGGGAUCUCUGUUAUAGACCUUUUAGGAGAUCUAAUAAGAUUCUGAUUAAAUUUGGUACCUUUCCUUGUAGAUCGUGUAAGGCAUGUGAUUUUAUGUCAUGCAGUAAUACUUUUGUUCAUCCAUCUACAUCCAAAUUAUACAAGUUUAAGGUGCAUGCCGACUGCAAGUCAGUUAAUUUAGUUUACCUAGCAACCUGCAUGGACUGCAUUUCUUUAUAUGUAGGUAAGACCAAUCAAAGGUUGAAAGAUCGAGUGUUGCAGCACCUAGGUGAUAUUAGAAGAAUGAGCUGCUUGAAUGCUUUGUAUAAACCUAUUAGAGAUAAUACAGGUCAUUCAUUUAAGUUCACUGUUAUUAGUAUUGUUAGUGAGU